CCCCUCCCUGCUUGCCAUAUCUCUUGACUUGCUCCACUGUAUUUUAAGGUCAAAGCAGAGAGCUAGCUCCUGAAGCCAUUGGUUUCCAAACAUGCCCCUCAAUAUUAGCCAUCAACGACAUGGCUUAAAAACUUCAGACGUGCACUCACAGGAGACUUAGAAUAGCUGGAGCCAAGCCUUUGUUCAUCUCCUAGUAUUAUUUCUCAUUGCCCUUCAAGGACUACACACAGAACCCAAGGGACUGGCUAUUUGGAUGAGUUCAGUGAGAGCAUUGCCAGUUAUAUUCUGGUCAGCCACCAAAAUAGGAUUAAAUUAAGUUUCAGACAAGCUUGCCAGAGCAUAUUACACACUGCUGGGUUGGCAGGAUUCUUUUGAAGUUUUUGACUCAUGUAAGUUAUAUUUGUAUUUUUAUAUGUUUUAUAUUUUCUUGUAUAGACCCCAUCUUAUUUAAGCUUCACUAUGCUUUGGAAAAGGAAAGCAUGACUGUGGCAAUUAUUUAUAGGUGAGGAAACAGACACAAACAGAUUAAAUGGCUUGCCCAGAUUUAUCUAGCUCUGUUACCAGAAUCAGGACUAGAACACCAAUUUCCUAACUUCCUGUUCAGUGCCUUUUCCAUUCCGCCUUUAGAGCAAAUAUCCUCCAAAAAGUUGCUUUAAGACAGGAGUAUUUGGCAGUCAUUGGACUCCUUCCUGGUUCCUAUUAUAAUUGUGGGGUCUUCCUUUUUCAAGGCAGAGUUCUGCUUUGCCACAAUGUACCCCCCCAGGGUAAUAUGCUGUUCAUGUGCAUGGAGCCCCACGAUCACGUUACAUACCAUUAUCUCAAUUCAUUCCCCCGUAUCUCCAUUGAGGAUAGUAUUUACCCACAUUACUGAUAAAGAAGCUGAAACUCAGAAAAAGCAGAUAAAUUAGCUUAAAAUCCCAAAGCUUGUGAGUGGCCGAGCUGAAACCAGGUCUUCUAACAUUUUGGUCCUCUUUCUGCUAUACCCUAGAGAUCCAGAAACAUUAGCCAUAACUGGAAUCAAACAUAGAUCUUCUCCUCAAGACAUGAACAUGUUUGUAGCCUUUGCCUCCAUAAGUCAUAUUCUAGGGUUGGGACACCACACAAUAUGGUAGAGAACCUCCAGUUUCUCCAGAAGUGGCAAAUACUCCUCCCACUGGGUAUCCACACAGAAAUACGUGAGUAUGCUCACAUGGCAUGUGCUACCCCACCUCCCCCUGACAGGGAUUUGGUCAGCAUCUUGACAGCUUAUUUAAACUAACUUGUAGUAACUGGCAGCACAGUAUCACUCCCUGGCAGGCUGAGUCAUUAAGUCUCUGCAGACUUUGGAAGAGAAAAUCAUUAGCUGAGACAUUCAAGAGCCAGGGGGUUGCAGAGAGAAACUCAUCUUAAAUCCUAAGCAGUAACUUAAACCAGAUGACGAAUUUACGAGAAGGAAUUAUCUCCAGUGACACCACAGAUCAAAGAACAGUCUUCACCAUGACAGAAUGGAAGGACAAAUUAUUCUUGAGAAACACAACUGCACAGGCCUCCAGGAUGAAUAUCUUCCGCCUACUCCUGACCACCCUGCUGGUCUCCCUGUGCUUCCUCACUGCCUACAGCCACCUGGCACCUGAGGAAAAGCCCAGGGAUGACAAGAGCCUAAGGAGCAACUCCUCCGUGAACCUGUUGGGUUUCCCUUCUGUCUCUAUUGUAGCGCUGAACAAGAAAUCCAAAAAGAUCAGCAGAAAAGAGGCGGAAAAGAAGAGAUCUUCCAAGAAAAAGCCUUCCAUGAAGAACGUGGCUCGGCCCCGGCCCCCGCCACCCACCCCCUGCGUGGCCACUCGUGACAGCUGCAAGCCGCCGGCACCCGCCUGCUGCGACCCCUGUGCCUCCUGCCAGUGCCGCUUCUUCCGCAGCGCCUGCUCCUGCCGCGUGCUUCGUCCCGUCUGCUGAGCGCCCCCAGCCGCCUCCAGGGUGCGGGUGAUUUCUAAUAGGACCCAGCCAGGCCAGAGUUACUUAGGUUGGGGCGGAGUUCCCGGGAGGCGGGACUUCCAGAAGUCUUGGCUUGGGCAGGGCUAAAACCCAAAUAUAUGUAGGCUGCUCCGAGGUAUGUGGCUGUUUCUUUAAAGGACCCCAAAGAUCCUUUCCGUUCCUCCUGGCCCCUUCACCGCGGAAGACCGGUGGACUGCGCUGGCUCUAUCUCCUGGGCCUGGGAAACCCGAUUUCCCCGGCCCUGCGGCUGCCCUCACCUUAAGCGCGUCUCUGCUUCCCUGCCCGAGACCGAUGUUACUCCCUACCUUUAAACCUGGGAACACACGAAGCUGCCGGUCAGCAGCUGGCUAUGAAGGCUCACACGAGCGGUGUCUUUCCACAACGUCAGCUUUUUCAGUUAUAAGGCAAGGUUAACAAUUAUAAAGCAGGUUCAGUAUUCUAAACGCAGUAACAUUCACCGCGUGUUUAACUUGUUUUCUUAAAGGUCACACAAAGCAAAGCACAAGUCACACAACAAAAAAUAUAGAACAGAGGACAGGAAAUUAACAGUCCAAAGGUGAAAAUCUGUGAGGGAGCAGUUGAGAUAAGGCCGCACUCGGGUCAGGGUCAGCUCUUGGCACGUAAUUGCUUGUUAUGUUCAAGCAUAACACAACAAGAAAGAUCUCUGUUCUUUUGGACAGCAAUCAGGCAGCCUCAGCAGCAGCUGCCUUUUUGAAGUGAUAAGACAUAGAGGUCAGUGUCUGAGGAGUCUGACGGUUUGCUGCAAAUAUCCUUUCUUUUAAAGGGAUUUAAUCAGUCUUGAGCCUUUGCAGACUUCCUCUGUUUCCAUUGGUUAUCGCUUCUGAGUGUGUCAAAAGCUGGUGCUGGUCUCAGGGAUAUCUGGUCUUAGCUGCAAUGCCCUUAGCUGCUUGCAUCAUUGCUUGACACAGGCUCCUGCUUGACAUGAGUGACUCCAUCUUACUCUCUGCAUUCUACCCCGAGAUUCCUCAUGACAAAUCUGUGAGGGUAUGCAGGAAUCAAAUACGUCUUAAACUAGGUCAGCAGUACUAGUUUGCUAACCUGGAAGAAGGUAAAUCCAAAUCAUUCAAUUGUGUUUUCAAUGAGAAUCAAACAAAAUCAAAUAAAUCUCAAAUCAUAUGAAAUGUCAAUUGACCUAAAACAAAGAUCACAUCAAAUCCAAACAAGUUAGAUACAUUAAAUUGAAUCAAAGCAAAAUUAAGUAAGGAUUAAAUUUAAAAACUCUAACGCAAAGUCACAUCUAAGAAUUAAGUCAAAAAGAAGAAAAACUAAAUCUAAACUUUAUUAAGUUAAGUUAACAAGUCUACAAAGCAGUCAAAUAAAUGAAAUAAGAAUCAAAUUGCCAACUCUAGGCAGAUAAAAGUACAAAAAUACGUAUGGAAUCUUCAACAUAGGCUCUUGGCACAUCUAGAAAAGAACGAUGAGGGUAUGGUUAAUCAGUCUUUUUGUGAUUUUUCCUACUUAAGCUUGAGGGUGCAUAACACGUCAAUAGCAUGUUUAAUAAGAUAUAUAACAAAAAUAAUAGCUAAAACAAUAGAAGGAUUUUCCUAAUGGAUUGCAAAACGUGUAGAGAGAGAUAAUUACUUUAAGUAUUUUAAAGGAUUAUGGUCAGACCAUGAACCAGAACAAAUCAUGUGUUUGAAGGGUUUUGUUAACAACUCUAGAAAGGAGUUGUUAGGAAAAUUUAUUAUAUAAGUUUUGUAUAUUUUUGUUCAAUGCAACUAAGUUGGUGUCAAUGACUGCCGAAGCUGCUUGAAUGGCCUGUGUAGCAUGCUCAAAGUGGGUUAGCUUGUUGGUCAAGGUUUUAUGGGUUGCUUUGAGCCCUUCUAAGUUUUCACCUAAAAGUUUAUCAAUUUUGUUAAUUUUUCACCCAAGGUAUUUCUGUUACUUUAGUAUAAGAUGUUUUAAAAAUUUUAUAUUAAUAUUCUGAGACAAAGGUACCCAUUUUGGUAACAUUACUAAAUGUUACAAUAAUAGCAUACAAUCUUUUAACACACUCAUUGUCUGUGGCUAUGAUAGUAUCAUUCAUUCUACUAUGAUUAAAGAACAUGACCUCUGAGGGGCACCUGGGUGGCUCAGUCGGAUGGGCAGCUGACUC
This is a messenger RNA of Ailuropoda melanoleuca (giant panda), 4087 nucleotides long. It is a transcript of the gene ASIP, whose product is annotated as agouti signaling protein. Gene Ontology annotation, molecular function: neuropeptide hormone activity; melanocortin receptor binding. Gene Ontology annotation, cellular component: extracellular region. NCBI's taxonomy places the organism in Eukaryota, Metazoa, Chordata, Mammalia, Carnivora, Ursidae. The record is from RefSeq and is a predicted model, not a curated record. The coding region runs from base 1414 to 1932 and encodes 172 amino acids. The transcript has 5 exons. Gene Ontology annotation, biological process: melanosome organization; hormone-mediated signaling pathway.